Molecule: messenger RNA, 1933 nt
Organism: Meloidogyne enterolobii
Lineage: Eukaryota; Metazoa; Nematoda; Chromadorea; Rhabditida; Meloidogynidae
Source: the annotation of a GenBank genome assembly
AUGCAAAAGGCUAUAUCUGAGACUAGAGAAGAUCAAGAUAUAACUCUUCAAUUUUAUCGUGUAACUGUUUUACUUGAACCUAUAACUGAAUCUUCUUGGUAUGAAAUGAAGCGAGAGCAACAAAAUCUUCCCGCAUUUUCUGAUGCAAAUAAAUUGGCUUGUUCAUUUUGUUUGGAUGAAUUGUCUCCUUCAAUAACUUAUGCUAAAUGUUUGGAUUGUGAACAGUGUGAAGUGCUAAUUUGUAUUGAGUGUCUUCGUAUGGGUAUGGAAUCACACCCUCAUACUCGAUCUCAUCGUUACACUUUUUGUGAUGCAAUUGGACCCCCCACAUUUUUUGAAAAUGAUACUCAAACUCCUUGGGGAGCACAAGAAGAUUUACAACUUUUAAAUGCUCUAUUACACUCUCACUUAAAUCAAUGGCCUGAAUUAAGCAAAGAUUGGGGAAGAAAGAAGACGCUAGCAGAUGCUUUGGAACAUUUGGAUAAAUGUUUUAUACGUGGUCCGAUAGGCCAAUAUAUCUUGAAAAAUUAUUCUCGUGGUUAUGUCAAGGAUUGGUCUGAGAACGAUGAGCAAAACACAGAUUCCGAUCAUUUGGCUACUUGUAGUGAUAUUACUCUCCCUUCUACUUCCACUAGUACUAAUCUGAUGAAAAAUGAUUUGGAAUGUGAUGGGAAUACGAGGAAUGGAAAAAUGGAAGAAUCGGAUGAGGAAUUGCCUGAAAUUGUUGAAAAACGAAAUUCAUCACAAGAAUCAAUGACUGACAAUAAUGAGAUGGCUAGCAAUGGAGUGCUUGAAAGAAAAUCCAGAAAAGAACAAUUACUUGCUGCUGCAAAAAAUGUUGCUGCUGAAGCAAUACGUGGCAAAUCACGAAAAACUUCUUUGGAACUUUCCGAAGCAGCAAUUAAUUUGGAUGGAAAUAGUAAUGGGGAAGCUAGUAGUGUCAAUAAUACUCCAAACAAAAAGAAUCAACAAAUUAAAGAGAAAAAAGAAUUUUUGUCUCCUGAACAAAUAACGCUACUCUAUGCAAGUUCCAAAUACAACCCAUAUUUUUACAAUCAUCCACCGCAUCCAAUGGAUGCCCACACUGUUGCAAAAUUUGAUGAAGAAGAUUUACAGCUUUUAACUUAUUUGCCUUAUCGAGAUGAAUUUGAAACGGAAUAUAAGAAUGAAGCUGAACAAUUAAUUACACAACUUGUAUUUUUGGCGGAAAAUGAACAAACAACAGAAUCUGACAGAUUUUUGAAUGAAGUAAACUUUGCCCGUUUCAAUCGCUAUAAUCGUUUAAUGCGUAUACGCGCAGCAAAACGUGCUAUUAUUUUGGAACAUCGAAUGUUGGCAGAAUAUUUAAAUAUUGUUAAGACAAACAUUUCUGAAAAAGGAAAAUAUUUGGUAUUUCCUGAUCGUUAUUUUUCUACAAAAAGUAAAGAGGAUGCUUAUCGUCCAAUUUUUGCACAAUUGAGACAAGUUGCUGAUAGAGAAACAAUUAAUCAUUUGGCUAAAGAUGUUGCUGCAAUGGAAACUUUAAAGGAUCAAAUUGAAGAAUUAAAAAUGUUACAAUCUAAAGGAAUUACAAGAGUAAAAGGUCGUUUAAAAGUUGAUUUGGCUUCAAUGAUAUGGUCAAGAAAGCGAAGGACUAGAAAAACGGAGAAUGCUGAAAUGAGAAAAGCAAGUUUGCGAUGGAAGCGUAUCAAGAGAUGGACAAAACGUACACAUUUGCAACAACAAUUGGAUGAACCAGAUGAUGAUGAUGAUCAAUAAGAGAGAAUGUUUCGAGGUGGGUGUGUUUUAAUUAAAUUUUUGAAUUUUUAGCUGUAUUUUAAUGGGGUAAAUUUCCUGUAUAUUUUUUUAAAAGCGCGCGCCCAAGCAUUACCAACACACCCGUAUUAAUUUUCAAUUUUUUUUAUUUUUUUUUUACUUUUAUUUUUACUAUUUU